Mytilus trossulus (common blue mussel) is the source of this 3253-nucleotide messenger RNA. RefSeq lists its product as uncharacterized. Bases 201 to 2516 code for a protein of 771 amino acids. The transcript is spliced from 9 exons. The record is from RefSeq and is a predicted model, not a curated record. Lineage: Eukaryota; Metazoa; Mollusca; Bivalvia; Mytilida; Mytilidae.
AUAAGAUAUUUACCGGAAUACGGUACGUUUCUUCGCCUAUAUUGUAUAUGGUUUCAUUAAAGCUUCACUGAACCGUGACAUUGGUGGUUAUCUUUGGUGACUCGCCAUUAGUAAAUGUUUGCUGACAAUAACUUAUUUUGAACUGAGGUAUACAUUUGCUCAUUCAAUGACUUGUUUGGUUUCAAAUUUACUGUUGGAACAUGAGUACAAUUACAGAACGCAAUUACUUGCGAUUGCAGUUAUUUUCAAUCGAUUUAUCCACUGAAGUUGUUAGAGAUUAUGCAAAACACAAUUUGCUAGGAACAAAUUCGACAUUCAAAUCUUUUCUUCAAGCCAACCAGCACAAUAUUUAUCAUAUAUGGUCACCUGACAUUUGCUGUUGUAAAUGUAUUGUUGGUGGUCCGGGAAGAGGCAUACAGGGUAGAUUUUCUCAAGGACAGUUCGAAAAAUUGUAUGAUAUAAGUGGAACUAUUAAUCUAAGACAUAAAAAACGAAAUAGAAAUGGCAAAAUUGUAGAGACAUGCUGUUGCAAUAUAAUUGCUGUAAAAGAAUGUUCAUUAGAUGACAUUGACAUAAGCACCGUCUGUCCAUUAUUGUUAAAGUUUGGUAAUCCGUCGGCGCAAAAUAUUAAUUGGAUAACAGAAAUUAAAGCAGUUAGAAACACGCUAUGCCAUGCCGCAGCCACUAACGUUUUUGAUGAUAUAACGUUUCAUGAUUUAUGGAGAAGACUUGAAACAGCAGUUUGUGGUAUUGCAACAAACACACAGUCAAGUGGCUGGGUAAUAAAUAUGCUAAAGACAAAAAUAAAUCAAAUGAAAGCUGAAGAUCCAAGUACAGAACAGAUACAUACUUUGAAUGAUCAACUUAGGUUGGAAAUGGAACAGAUCAGAGAACAAUCUGUUGUCACUUCGGAUAGCCUGGAACAUGCUGUGUUUGUACAAUCAGAAACCAAUACGGGGUUACAGAAUCAAAUAAGUGAAAUGACACAAUGCAUGAAUACAGUUAUUUCUAAAUUAGAUGAACUGGCAUUGAAUUUUAAAUAUGGAAGAAGCAAGAUAAACGUAGUAGGAGAGAUACCGGAAGCUUGUGAAAGUUACAGAAAAGGGAACACGUUUCAACUAAUAUUGACAGUAGAUGCAAAGAAUAUUGAUUUGAAUGAUGUUGUUAGCAAGAUAAGUGAUGCAAUUCCAAAAAUCAAUGAAACGAAUGAACGUAUCAAUAUAUUAGGCGUCCGUCUAGGCAGUAUAGUUAUAGAAGCAUGCUUCAAAGAACUGACAGUUUUAAACAGUAUGGAUGGAUUGAAAGAUUCUCUGCAAGAAUUUUUGAAAGUUAUUUUCAAAGAAUGCGGAUUGCGGUACAAAAAAGCUAAGAUUGAUGUGAAAAUGUCAUUUUCUCAAAGUGACAGAUGCCCGGAUGAUGUAAAUUUUACUAGAAAAAGAAAAAGUGAUUUUUCAAAAGACGAGAAUGAGAGAUCGUCAAAAGCAAGAAAAUCCCUGCAAAGUGAUGAUUUGUCGUUUCGGAAUGACGGAAUGCAGGUCAAGGAUAAAACAGUUUGUCCAAAUCAAGUCGACGGUGCCAUAAACAUUACAAAAAAGUAUCAUGAAGGCAACGAGGUUGAUAGUUUUGAAAAGCAGAUUCAAGAAGUAGUUAUAACUCAUUUUGAAAAAGGGACUGCGACUCUUGGUCUUGUAUCGAAAACUUUACUCAUGAAUAAGGCGGACUGGCAUAUACUUAAUUCACUGGAAGAAAACACAACUAUAUCAUCAACUGUAUAUAAUGUUAACGAAGCUCAAAACUCUUUUGUGAAUGCUGUUGAAAAAUCCGCCGUUUUUUAUGAGUCAAUUAGAAAUUCUUUAGGACAAAUUUAUUUAAAACAUAAUUCUUUGUUGUCAGAGUAUUUUUUGAUAAAACAGCAGUUAUAUGAUAAAAGGGCAUUCCUAGAUAAAUAUGAAACAUCCAUUACAAAUGCUAACCAGGAACUCAAAGCAACCAACAUAAGACUUAACGAGGCUCAAAUUCAACAUCAGCGCCAUUUAGAUAAAACGAAAAAAGGUGUAUUUGGGGAUAGACUUCCAAUUUUUGACUUCAUAAUUGAUACAGUUUCAGGCCUUAAUAGGACUGUAGCAAACGCACAGUAUAAGUGUGCUAGUUUAGAAAAAAACAUAAUCGAAGCCAACACAACAGUUCAAGAACUCAAAAGGGAGCGUGAUAGCUUUGAGUUAGAUGUUAACCGUCUAACGUUUACCAAGUCAGAACUUGAAACUAGUAUUGACAAAGAACACAUGAAAAUAGAAAAUCUAGAGAACAUAAGAGAAUACUUAACAAAAGUUGACCAAAUACUUUCAAGUUGCAGUGAGCGAUGCGUUCACCUGUUGGAGCAAAUAAAAAGUAAAAGUGAAAUAAAAGCUCUCAUAGAAACGGUUGAACAAUAUGAAUGUGAUCUAAGGUCUUUUUCUGGAUUAGAAACAUUUGAAAAAUACAAACAAAAUAAUCCGACAAAAGCAAAUAGUAAAUAGAUUAUCAUCGCGGCACGUAUUAAAUGAUAAUUUAUUGUUUUCUCGAUAAAGUGUUUGAUUUGUUGCACCGAAGAGUAUAGUGGUACAUAAGUAUAGUAAUUAAAUAGUCGAUUAUAUCUGUGUAUAUCAAUUUAUUUCUUAUUACCAGUUGUCAAAAUUAAAUUCCAUGAACUAUAAGACUGACAUUAAAAGUCUCACUGGAGAAUCAUAUAAAAAAAAAUUAAUUUAAAGUCUACAGAAUUAUACAAUACAGUGAAACAUAUCCUCUUCCGAGCUAAUAAAGCCGACGAGGAAGAAGAUUUCAGAAGCUUAACAUGACAUUUUAGAUAAACUCAAUUGGAAAUUUGCGGCAGAAUUUGCAGGCAAGCAACAACAAAUAACAAGUAAGUUCACAGAGGAGUAGACUUUAAAGUGGCAUUUUUAUCAGCAGAUACCAUGUGAAAAUCAGUUUAAGUUCAGAAUCAAGUUGAAUGAGACCCUGAAUAAAGUUUAUGAAUUGAUGAUUACAAGCACAGGUACCUGUCUCAGAAUUAUUUUCCUAUAUACCUUAAUAUGACACGUUAAGCAACAGAUAAUAAGAAAGGCAUCAAACCUAUCGCCUAAUGCACAUGAAAAAUACUAUGCAAUUAGCAGGAUUAGCUAGAUUGCCAACAUACAUAGGUUGGUGUAUGAGUUUUGAAUAUCAAGUUAUGUAUUUUACUAAUGUAUUAUUUAUAAAGAGAAAUAAAAGAUCUUAA